AUGCAGCAACCUACGGUGCCUCAACAAGUUGUGCAACACAUCAAGCAAGGCCACAACGAAGCUCUGGCAGCCUAUCUCGACAACGGCCUUGGACACAGUAACGUUAACUAUGCUGUGGAGGGCUGCACCUAUGGCGAAACACUCCUCCAUUACGCUGCGUGGCAUGGUAACGCGGAGGCCGUGGCCAUGCUGGUCCGCCGCGGGGCGCGCAUAGACGCGAAAGGGGUCCAGUCGGACUGUACUCCUCUGCACAGCGCAGCGGCAGGCGGUCAUCUAGGCGUGGUGGCGUUGCUGCUCUCGCUUGGAGCAAGGUUGAACAGCUUCACACAGGCCGGGUGGUCACCUAUGCACAGCUGCGCCCUUCGAGGAUACGAGAAUGUUGCCUGGUAUCUGGAGAAGCAAGGUCUGAGCCUGGAUGACCGAACAGCCGAAGGGCGCUCUGCUCGAGAUAUGCUCAACCACGCACUUGCAGAGAAGAAACAUAAGACUGCCACUCCCACCUCAGGACUGAGCGUGCAAGACCUUCUCGACGGGAGCAGCAACCUACGAAUCCAGAUCGCAUCGGACACUCACGUUGAAUUCUAUGAGUCCUUUUCUCAAAUCCCAGAGUUGAUCACCCCAUCAGCUCCCAUACUGGGGCUGUUGGGCGACAUUGGAAAUCCUGCGCUCCCGACAUACCGGGACUUCCUGUACCACCAGGCCACCCGAUUCAAGCUGGUCCUCGUUCUGGCGGGCAACCACGAGUAUUACAGUCCCAGUUCCGCGCCGCCACACCCCACCAUGGGUGAGCUCAAUCAGGCCAUUUACGACAUCUGUGCUGCUGCCCCGCGCAAGAACAUAGUGUAUCUUGAUAAGGGACUGGUGGAGCUCGGAGAGUUCGUUAUUAUGGGGUGCAUCCUCUGGUCAGAUAUCCCCGAGGACAUGAAACAGCAGGCCGCCUCAUCCAUGAACGACUACCGGCUGAUCUACAAAACCAGGCGCCAUGUAGCUGCGCACAAGGAUCAGCUGCAGUGGCUGCAGACCCAGAUCCAGGCGUCGAUGUCCAAGGGCAAGAAGGCCGUCGUGCUCACCCAUCACACUCCCACCUACCGCAUUCGAGGGAGUGGCUUGGCUUUUAGCUCGAGCCUCGAGUACAUGUUCAAGAACAAGGGCACCAAUGUGGCCGUCUGGGCUCACGGCCACACUCACUACAACGAUGACAAGAUCAUUGAGGGAACGCGGGUGGUGAGCAACAUGGUGGGCUACAAACACGGGAAGCAGCGCGACUACCGACCUGAUCUCGUCAUCACGGUGGCCAAGUGA
This is a messenger RNA of Acanthamoeba castellanii str. Neff, 1302 nucleotides long. Its product is annotated as Ser/Thr phosphatase family superfamily protein. The record is from RefSeq and is a predicted model, not a curated record. Lineage: Eukaryota; Discosea; Longamoebia; Acanthamoebidae. The coding region runs from base 1 to 1302 and encodes 433 amino acids. The transcript is spliced from 10 exons. Gene Ontology annotation, molecular function: hydrolase activity; protein binding.